Cadophora gregata is the source of this 4963-nucleotide messenger RNA. RefSeq lists its product as uncharacterized. Gene Ontology annotation, cellular component: SWI/SNF complex. The record is from RefSeq and is a predicted model, not a curated record. NCBI's taxonomy places the organism in Eukaryota, Fungi, Ascomycota, Leotiomycetes, Helotiales, Ploettnerulaceae. Gene Ontology annotation, biological process: positive regulation of DNA-templated transcription. Gene Ontology annotation, molecular function: histone binding; DNA binding. The transcript is spliced from 4 exons. Bases 265 to 2349 code for a protein of 694 amino acids.
CGCUGUGAAAGUCGCGACCUGAAGCUCUCGCGACUUUGAAAUCUAUCAACGAGAGUCAAUUUGCGCGCCAACGCGACUUGAGUUAUCAACAUUAUCAACCUUUUCAACACUAACGGCAUCGUAAGGAUCGUUUUGAGCAGGACCGCCAUCAAUAAUCCAAUUACUAUUGAGGUUGUGGUGUCUGCUUUGCGCAAAUACCCAGGCCUCUAAAGCCACUACCCUUUGCGCCAACUCAAAUUGCUUCAACCCUCUAGAUUUUCCAAUAUGGAUGACGACUCGGUAAACUUUGGUUCGGAUGCCGGUGGCGCGACCCCAGGUUCGAUUCUCGCCCAGCCCCCGCUACAAGGGGAGGAUACUCCUGGUGAAGUUGCUGCUGAUGUCUCCAUGGCUGAAGGCGGUGCUGAUACUGGAUCUGCCGUGAAGACUCCUGCUGUGUCUGAUAAUCCUCUUGAUGCACCUGAUGCUCCGAGACGAGAGGGCGACGAGGUCAAGGACGAAGACAUGGGCGAGGCUGGAGAGGAACCCAAAGCACAAGGAAGCGCUGCGCCAGGAGAGGAUGCUGUGGGAGAAAAUGGCACUGUGGAGAAGACGAAAGCCUCUAUCGAGUCGGCUGCUCGCGAACACCUCAUUUCACAAACCCACUCGAUCAUUCUCCCAAGUUACAGCACCUGGUUUGACAUGAGCAAGAUCAACAACAUCGAACGAAAGGCUCUGCCAGAAUUCUUCAACAAUCGGAAUCGAAGCAAGACCCCCGCCAUCUACAAGGAUUAUCGGGACUUCAUGAUCAACACAUAUCGUCUCAACCCAAUUGAAUACCUGACUGUUACGGCAUGCAGGAGGAAUCUUGCUGGAGAUGUCUGUGCCAUCAUGCGUGUACAUUCUUUCCUCGAGCAAUGGGGUCUGAUAAACUAUCAGGUUGACGCAGAUAAUCGCCCAUCCGCUAUUGGACCUCCAUUUACAGGCCAUUUCAAGGUCAUUUGCGACACUCCCCGUGGACUCCAACCCUGGCAACCUGCCGCAGACAAGUUGAUUACCGAGGGACAGAAGAGUGCUGAUACUGAUGCGAAAGCCGCUGCUGCACCCCCUUCAAAGGCUGACCUGAACCUCGAAGUUGGACGAAAUAUUUAUGAGCCUACCGCGAAGGAAUCUAAGCUCAAUUCGAAAUAUCCAGAGAAGCAGGCGAAUGGAGAAGCUCCUACGACGAAUGGUACCUCAGACCCGGUUGCUAAGACUAUCGAAGACGCUGUGAAGCCAUCCAUCACAAAAGUCCACUGCUUCGCAUGUGGUAUUGAUUGCACACGAGUAUAUUAUCACAAUGCCCAAGCUGAUACAGGAGCCACGGGUACAGCCAAAGUUAAGGCUGAUUUAUGCCCCAACUGUAAGCAGGAAGGACGAAUGCCUAUGAAUCACCAAAGCACAAACUACAUCAAGGUCGAGAAUGAGACUUACUCCACGAUUCCGGACCGUGACGCUCCCUGGAGCGACGGUGAAGUUCUCAAGCUGAUCGAGGGUUUGGAAAAGUAUGAUGAGGAUUGGAACGAGAUCGCGGACUAUGUCGGGACGAGAACCAAGGAGGAAUGCGUGGUCAAAUUCUUGCAAUUUGAGAUCGAAGACAAGUACCUCGAUGCUGAGCCAGUCAGUAAGGCAAUGGGUCUGAACCUGCUCGGCACAAAACCAGGCAUGCUACCUUUCAGCCAAGCAGAUAACCCAGUCAUGUCUGUAAUUGGAUUCCUCGCUGGCCUUACUGAGCCAAGCGUCACAGCGGCAGCAGCAGGCAAGACCGUUGACGUGUUGAAGAAGAGUCUUCGAGAUUCGCUUGAAAGACCACAGUCUUCCGACAAGGGCAAGGAGGUGGACAAUUCUGACUCCAUGGAAAUCGAUGUGCAACAGACUACUACCACGACAACAACCACCACAACUACUGUCAAUGCUCUGGCCACUGUACCACUUGCGGCUGUUGCUGCGCGAGCUGGCGGCCUUGCAUCACAUGAAGAGCGAGAGAUGACCCACCUUGUUUCUGCUGCUGUCAACGCGACCCUUUUGAAGAUGGAGCUCAAGCUGAAGCAAUUCAAUGAAAUGGAGCAAAUUAUCCAGGCCGAGCGUAGGGAAUUGGAGCGCGGCCGUCAACAACUGUACCUUGACCGCCUUGCUUUCAAGAAGCGUGUCAGAGAUGCACAAGAAGCGUUGAGACUGGCAGCCAGCACUGGCGGUGACCAAGGACUGAAGAUGGCGCAAGAUGUCAUGAUGGGAGGUGCGGGGGACAAGCUAUCAUUCCAAGCUCCAGCUCCCGCACCAGGGAGUGUACAGCCAUUGAGCGCUGAGGGACCCAUAAAGAGCUACGAUAUCUGAGGCUAGCGGUGGAAUGGGUGUGGAGUGUAAUCAAAUCGAUCAUCAGGCGUCUUAGGGGGUUGAAUAAGGGAUAUCUGGUCAUGAUGCUUCGCGCGAAAAAUCUGGUGCCUCUGUUGCACGUGUAUGGCAAACGUCUUUUUCUUAUUGAACUGAUGGGGCGUUUCUUCUUACUCGGGUUCUGCUCAAGUGUAAUUGUAGAUCUGCAAGUGUCACUUAGAACUGUUGGAAUGGAUCUUUUAUAUAGCUACUCUGACCUGAUUUGUUCUUCUUCCAUUUCCUCGUUCUCUGAUCGCACCGAGCCGUCACCGUGAGAAGCCUCCGAUUCUGGAUCAGAAGACUGAUACUCAGGACUGUGCUGGCGUGGACUCUCAACUUGUAACAGCUCGUGCUGGACUUCCACCUCAUCGUUGCUACCAUCUUGCUGCGCAUCCUCUUCCCCGACUUGAUAUUCAAUACUUCCGUCUCCACUAUCUUCCUCUAAUGCCUUGGCCGCCUUCCUCCUCGCCUUCCUCUCAGACUUCCUCCGAUUCCGUUCGAAUUCCUCCCUCAGAACUGGACUAUCCAUAGUCUCCCAUUCAUUAAGAUACCCGACAUAGUCUCUCCAAUUCUCUCUGUCCACCAAUACAUCUCUGACAGACUUGGGUGCUUUCUCCUGUACAGGAGAUAACGUGAAGUCAAAUGGAGGAACCUGUCCGAGGAGAUUCCAUAGACGAAUUUCUUCUGUUUGGCUGGUGUACAUGUCGUGUGCUUCGGUAUGUACGUCUUGCGCUCCUUCGGGGCUUUGUUGCCUUGUCGGGCUGUUUGGUUUGGGGUGAGACUUGGGGUGGACCGCUACGGGUGUCGGUUCAGAGUCGGAUGUACUGCUAUCUGAGGGUGGCGGGCUGCUCAUGAACUCUUCUUCAGACUGGACGAUAGAUUCGUGUUCGGAUUCGGAUUCGGAAUCAGUGUGUGCCUCGUCGUCUUCAGAAUCUGUAUGCUGACUUUUCUCGGAAUUGACUGCAAUGCGCUCUGGAGGCUCACUCCGAACUCGACUCUGACUUCGAGCUCGACUCAUAGAACGAGACCGGGUUCUUGGAUGCCGUUCUCGUAGCGCCCUUUCAACUUCUUUGUAUGUCAUAUCAAGUGCCUCAUCGUAAUCAUCGUCGAUAACCUGUAAAGAACAUCGUUUGGCGACUCCCAUCCAGUACUCAUGGCUAUCUGCUUUCAAACCCAGGAUAUUGACUGCUGCUUCCACAUCGUUUGUGUUAACUUCUGCAUGUUUGACCUUGUUGGAUCCUUUCGCUCGCUGUCGAGACAUUGAGCAGAACAGGGCAGUCGACACGAGUCGUUUCGUGACAUUGUAGGCAAGAGAAUGGAAAUCUUCGAAUGCAGUGGCUCUCACUGCUGGUUCUUCUCCGGGCUCGGCAAUGGCUUGCCAAUUAUCUUCUUCCCGAGGGAAGCCUGGGUUCAUGAAGAUUCGAUCUGCAAGUUCCAUCCAUGUAUUGAGAUUUAGAAGGACGGCGGCUGGUAAAACUUCUUCCAUUUCUUCCUCAUCGGAUGAUUGCUUCCUCUUUUUUUCGAUUUGGAGAGCAACAUCCUCGUUGAUCAACCAUGUAUCGCCCCAUUUGGCCUUCUCUACUUUCUCUUCCGCGAGCUCCUGAUGAGCGGCAAGAGCAUCACCAGCUCGUUCCAGAAUGGCACAACACUCAUCGCUGAUCUCGACAGCAGUUGGAUAAUCCGUGGGAGCGACCAAUUGAUAGUAUUUCUCUUUCCUCUUCAUGACCCCUUCCAGCAUAAGAUUGACGUACUCCUGUACUUGGUGCUGUGAUUUACUCCCAAUACGUUCUGCAAUCCCCGGAACGUUGUCUCUACCCAGGCUCUGCAGAGCAUUGAACAGGAUGCCUUUCUCGGCUGCUGUCCAGAUUGACGAUCCAAUCUGACUCUCUUUGAGCCCAUCACUAUCAGCCACACUUGAUGCUGCAUCUUGGAUUUCACAGUUCAAGAGUUCCCGGUAUUGGUUGCUAUAGAAACUCUUAAGACGCUUGAUGCGACUUUCUGUUGCUAGUUUAGGAGCCCUUCGCUUCUUUCCUCCGCGAGACUGUCUUCGAGGGGCCUUGAUGUCCUCUGCUUUGGGUGCCUGGAAGCUCGAAGCCCAUCCCGCGGCGUCUUCUCUGACUUCCAGAUUUGGCGUGUUCUUUCCGUCUUUUUUGCUGUGGCUCUUGAUUGCUUUCCUUCCUCUUUCAGAUCCUCCUCUCAAAGCUGGAAGUUCUUCAUCAUCUUCAUCAUGUGAUUCCUCAUCGUCUGAGAUCUCAUAUGCUGAUCCUGAGCUUUCGUCAGGGUACUCAUUCCAUCCCAUAGUCUCCGGUUCAUCCAGAUCCAUGAUGCCGUCGUUACUAGCCCUUCAGGCGACUUUUGUGAAAUGUGCAGUCUUUUUCAGCAAUCCACAUCAUUCUACAGAGCAGUUAAAGCGAGACAGACCUUCCCAAAAACAGAAUAUCGAGCAAACAGUGGAUUUAGGAGACGUGAAGUGUUAGGCAGAGACUUCUCUCAACGACCUGAGACUUUAUAUUGAAAAAUUGCAAACUGUUCCGUAAAAGUGAAAAUAAGCUUUAGGUUCGAGAUUUGGAUCGUCGCG